AGGGCGGGAGUUCCUGUGAGGCCGAGUAAGAUGGCGGCGGCGUGCCUGGUGCUCCGGAGGUCGCUCAAUGCCGGGUUACUGCGGGGUGUCCGGGCGGGCUGGCCAGGGGCCCCCCAGGCAAACAUGUCGUUUUCCAGCAUGUCCUCUGGCAGGAAGGUGGCACUCUCCACACUUGGUGUCAUCGUCGCUGGUGGAUCUGGCUUGGCUUUUGCACUCCAUCAAUCUGUCAAAGCAAGCGAAUUAGAGCUGCAUCCUCCAAAUUACCCGUGGAGCCACAAUGGUUUCCUCUCCUCUCUGGAUCAUACCAGUGUCCGCCGUGGCUAUCAGGUGUACAAACAGGUGUGUGCUUCGUGCCAUAGUAUGGAAUACCUGGCAUUCAGGAAUCUAGUCGGAGUAUCCCACACAGAGGCGGAGGCCAAGGCCCUGGCUGAAGAGUAUGAGAUUCUGGAUGGUCCGGAUGAUAACGGGGAGAUGUUCACUCGUCCGGGAAAGUUGUCGGACUACUUCCCAAAGCCGUAUCCAAAUCCUGAGGCAGCCCGAGCUGCAAACAACGGUGCGCUGCCCCCCGAUCUCAGCUACAUUGUAAACGCCAGGCACGGCGGGGAGGACUAUGUAUUCUCUCUUCUCACUGGAUACUGUGAUCCUCCAGCUGGGGUUCCAUUGAGGGAAGACCUUCAUUACAAUCCCUACUUUGUAGGCCAGCUCAUUGGAAUGGCGCCACCCAUUUAUAACGAGGUCCUGGAAUAUGAUGACGGAACACCAGCCACCAUGUCUCAGGUUGCUAAGGAUGUCUGCACAUUCCUGAGGUGGGCCGCGGAACCCGAACAUGAUCAUCGCAAGCUCAUGGGCCUCAAAGUGCUGUUGAUCUCCUCAAUUCUGAUCCCUGUAUUGUACUACAUGAAGAGACAUCGAUGGAGUGUACUCAAGUCUAGGAAGAUUGCUUACAGACCGCCCAAGUAAGGAUUGUAUGAUCACGUCAGCACUCGAAGAACUUCCUCAUACAAUGGGUUCGUGGCUUCCUCUGGGACAAUGCGAUGAAUAAUGUUUCCAAUUGGUCCUUUUCCUCCCUCUGAGCAGGAGGUGGGAUUUUAAAGAACGCGUAUCCUUGUCAGAUUAUGAGACCACUUUGCAUUCAUGGCUCUCGUUUUCUGUUUUUUUUGUUAAAUCAAAAUAUUCAUCUGCUUCAUAAGCCAUCUAGGGAGGAAAAGGGAUUUAUUGGGCAUGGGAGAACACAUGGUUUGAAAAUGUCUGUCCAUUCCCUUCACGGGGAAUCUAAUAAAUUAAAAAUAUUUCUUUUAAAACCAAA
Molecule: messenger RNA, 1306 nt
Organism: Pelobates fuscus (common spadefoot toad)
Lineage: Eukaryota; Metazoa; Chordata; Amphibia; Anura; Pelobatidae
Product: cytochrome c1, heme protein, mitochondrial
Exons: 7
Coding region: 31-960 (309 amino acids)
Biological process (GO): mitochondrial electron transport, ubiquinol to cytochrome c
Molecular function (GO): heme binding; electron transfer activity
Source: RefSeq, a predicted model, not a curated record